GUUUCCGAGCAUCCCGGUUAUCCCUUCGCAGAGCGGGUCGAUCGUUAACGCGUAGCAGUUCGGCCAUUGUGUAAAAAGAAGCCACGGCGCUCGGAUAGUGUACGCUGAGGACAGGACGUGUAGUUUUCCCAAGUUUUCCUCUUGUGAUAUUUAGAUUGUGCCAAUAUAGUAACGAGGGAACGAAGUCCGAAAAAAAAUGGAAGACGACCAGCAAUUCUGCCUUAGAUGGAAUAAUCACCAGAGUACAUUAAUUCAAAACUUCGACACGCUUCUCGAAAGCGGGACGCUUGUCGACUGCACGCUGGCCGCGGAGGGGAAAUACUUGAAAGCGCAUAAAGUAGUGCUAUCUGCUUGCAGCCCCUACUUCGAGGGAUUGCUGAGUGAGCAUUACGACAAACACCCGGUGUUCAUUCUAAAAGAUGUAAAAUUCAAAGAAUUAAAAGCAAUGAUGGACUAUAUGUACAGAGGGGAAGUAAAUAUUUCCCAAGACCAACUGGCAGCACUUCUUAAAGCCGCUGAAUCAUUGCAAAUUAAGGGUCUAUCAGAAAGUAGAACAAGUGGUAGUAGUAAAACGGACUUUAGGCAACAAAAAGUAGUUCCACAAACAACAUCUCAAAUGGACAUUCCACAAUCGUCUUCCGGUCUCACGAUAGAAAAGAACAAAGUUCCUAGGCAGGGUAUGGCACAAGGUUCCGUAGGGGACCUGCCCGAAGACUCGGCCAGUCCCCAAAUACCUAAGGGUCUCUCCUCGAGGGAAGGUUCUCAAAGUCCCACUUCGAGAAAAAGAAAAAAAUUUAGACGAAAAAGUAUAGGCGAUGAUAAUUCUAUAGAAAACCACGAAGCGUCGAAUUCAAGCGAUAUGCCUCAACAAAUGAGUGUUCCUGCGCUUGGAAUUGCACCUGUAGCAGAUGAAAAAGUACACGCAGACCCUACAGAUUCCAUUGGCAGGUCAGCUUUAAUGACGCAGCUGACGAAACCUGCCGAUGAAAUGCUGCAGUUGCCCUUGGAGAAACCUGAGCCAAAUGAUAAUCUCAUCGAGCCAAAGUCUGAAUAUCUAGAAGAUCAAGAAGAAAGCGUUGAAGAUCUGACGCUGGAUGACGAUAUGAACGAUCUGAACGAGAUGGAACAGGAUAACAAUAGAGCCGGACCGUCCCACGAUCCCUCCCAACAUCCUGCAGGUAUAGGUGCAUGGCACGUUACCGGCGAUCGAAGUAACGCGGGAGGAGUCGUGGGCUCGGUGGCAGGAGCUCCAGGAACGACAGACGAAGUCUUUCUUGCAGCCCAGGAGGCCGCCCAGGCCCACCGCGACUCUCAAGAUCCGAGUAUGUACGGCCAGUUACAUUCGUCGUACAUUCGCCCUGAAAUGAUAGGAGGAGGGAGAUCGAUGCAGGGUGGCGACGCAGGGGGUUAUCAGCAACCGGGAAGAGAUUUCUCCAAGUGUUCGCAGCAGCCGCCGAAGCCGGACGAGUCGUUCCUCUACGUGGAGGCGGCCGGUUGCCGUCAAGAGCCUCCCCCCCCUCCCCCUCCCCCGUUGCCAACCUCCGUUUCUUCGAGGGCCCACUGGCCCGACAGUGUCUCCGUUCAAAAUUCCGUGCCGAGGAAAAAGUUUUAUUGCCCGCGGUGUAACAGUGGUUACACCAGGCUCUCCGACAUGAAAACCCAUUGCCAUUUCCAGUGCGGUAAAGAGCCCCGUUACCAAUGCCCCUAUUGCACCAAGAAGGCGAAAUUCUCCUCGAACAUGUACGUCCACGUGCGACGUAUGCACAAGGACGAGAAGUUGCAGAUCAUCGACUUGUAUAAACAAUUGUCCAGAGUUUCAAACAAUUUGCCACGUCAAGAAUGUUAUUGAGCGCGGGACACCGUGGCAGGCUUUACAGAAGUUUCGUACCGAACAGUACGAGGUAUCCUUGCGCCAAUUGCACGAGCGUGUUCGGCCAGAAACGAAGCCUCCUCACGCACUUGAGAUACGAGUGCGGCCAACCGCCCCGCUUCAAAUGCCCUUACUGUGAUCUGAUCUCGAAGAAGACGUCCAACAUACAGAAGCAUAUACGCCGGAAACACGAGGGGAACGCGGUCUACGUUCAGGAUAUUUAUCUGCUACCAAAUCUCACCGUUUGAACCACGCGCCUACAGUCGUCUCGUUUUUCGUUCACUCGACUCCUUUUUUCUUUCUUUCGUCGAAGUUGAACUCGAAGUUUUUCUUUUUUUUUUUCCUUUUUUCUCUUUGUCUUUUCUCCUCCAUGCCGUAUCGUCGAUUUGUAUUCACUCGCACGUUAUUGUUCUCGUGCGACUUUUUCCCCGAUCGAGGCUUUGCUUUAUCGUUUAACGCUUUGCGCUACAAUGGUGAUUCUCGGGCACCGCUCGGUCGGUAACUCCAGACGUGACUUUAUCCGCCAUUCGGAUCGAUGCGGCAAUUCGAAUGAGACAAUAUUUAUGUUGUGAUUUUUUUAAAAAUAUCACUUCAUGAACAGACUUCUAACUUCUUUGUAAUCUUAUAAAGCGUAGAAUAAUAUACUAUCGAAUGGUUAGAUUUUUUUUUUAUCUCAAAUUAAAUCGCGGAUCUAUAUUUUCGGCAUAUAGAAAUAUUAUUUUCAAAGUUUUUUUAAUUUUGUAAGCAAUUAAGUUCGAGCGAGGAUGAGUUCGAUUUUUCGAAAUUAUUUCUAUUCGUUAAAAAAUAGAGAUGUAAUAUAAGGAGAAUAUAGAAUGAAUGAAAUGUAAGAAUAAUAGACAGUGAAUGUUAUUGGGAUUGUAAGAUUUGCUCUCAAUAAAAUAAGAAAGGAAUCAAACGACAUUUUAUCGCGAUAUUUGCCCUGACACUUAAUGCAAUGGUAAUUAUUAAAAUAUCAAAUCGCAAAACGAUGAUAUAGAUUUUAAUAUUCGAUAAAUUUUCUUUCUUAAAGAUACAUUUUAAUUUGUGCGUGAAAUCAUUUUAAAUUAGCUGAGAAAUUCAUCGAACGGAUGCGAGAAAUCGUCUGGAGUUGUUGGUUCGACGAGAAAGGCUUGGGAAGUGCAAAGGGUUAAUAUAAAUUUCAGAUAUUUUUCGUCUUCGAAUUUUUCAUCAGCAAAAAGGAGAGAAGUAGUUUGGAAUCGGUUAUUCCAGUGCGGGGUGAUUUUCUUGUUAGCUCAGAUUCGAAAUAUAGAUAGAGUAAUCCCAUGACGAUAAUUUAAAUAUUCGAACGCGACUUUGUAUACGAGACUUGUAACGUCAAUCUUCGUUUAUUGAUAUAUAUAUACACGUAUGAAAAAUAAAAUUAUCGUUGUGAUUUUUACUGCCUUUGGCAUAUCAUUGAUGAGGAAAUUACCCUGUAUAUAGAGAGAGAUGUAUGAGAGCGAGAGAGGAAGAGAGAGAGAGAGAGGGAUGCGUUGAUACGAUCGCGAAGGAAGGACAAGAGAUGCUUAGUUUUCAUGGUCAGUACGAUAAUUCCAACGUCGCGUUCUAUGCUCACAAUGUAUCCUCCGUUAACGUGCGUUUCGCCAAUAAAUAGACUGUUUGAUCAA
Molecule: messenger RNA, 3498 nt
Organism: Apis mellifera (honey bee)
Lineage: Eukaryota; Metazoa; Arthropoda; Insecta; Hymenoptera; Apidae
Product: longitudinals lacking protein, isoforms A/B/D/L
Exons: 8
Coding region: 197-1849 (550 amino acids)
Biological process (GO): regulation of transcription by RNA polymerase II
Cellular component (GO): nucleus
Molecular function (GO): DNA binding; protein binding
Source: RefSeq, a predicted model, not a curated record